AUGUCGCCCACGCCUCCUCCAGUGGCUCCAAAUGCUGAUACGUUGGCUGUCCCUCCUGCACUGCCUUACAGGCUGAACUUCAGGUUCGAACAUCGGCAACCAACACCGCCAGUCUUUCAACCGGUAUUUGACUUCGGGUUUCCGCUGGCACAGAGGCGGUCACCAACCCCUCAACCAGCCACUCCAUCAUUCUUGGACUUCAGAUGGAACACCUCUGUUGCCAGAGAUGAUCCGGUUGUCACACCGACUGGCAAACCAUUCAACUUUGGAAUGGAUUUGGAUGUCACACCACAAUGGUCAGUCACACCAACCACCAUCCCGACUGAAAAAAUGCCUUUGCUACCAACCCCGAAGCCAGCAUUUGACUUUGGCUGGAAUCUGUCGCCGACAUCUAUGCCGGCUCCGCCAGUUCAUGUUGGAUAUGAUAUUUCUAAUAGGUCAUUCCAGUUCAAUUGUCAAGUUCCUCCAGCAAAAGGAGGAGAUUGGCAACCAAUCCCAGUGAGAGCGGCCGUCCCGGUGACGGCGGUUAACCCAGCUGUCCCAGUGAAGGCGGCCAUCGCAGCAUCUGCGCCACCCACUCCAGCCGUGGCAUAUACACCGAAGGCACUUCCAAAUGUGGAAUUCGCAUUCCCGCAGAGAAGCACGCCGAGCGGUUCCUCCGAUACAUCUGACCAUCGGCCUUCCCAUCAGGGCGUGAUCGGCGAUGCUGAGAGGACGGCGAGGAAUAUUGUUGAAUGCCUCCAAGGCGAUGAAUUCGAUAAACUUGCGCAGUUGAUGCUGGGCAGCAUCGUCAACCCUAGCGAUGAUGUCCGGCAUCCUCAACCUGACGAGGUCCUCGACAGCAACCAGGUCAUAUUAUCGGUGUUUUGUGAGAGCAGAGAUAAGUUGACUCGGAUAUUCAAAGAUUUGAUCCAGCUGCAUCACAUGGCGGCAGUGCAGGCCAGAGUUGUUCCAUUGGUGCACUCUUUGUCACAACAGGUGCAGAAAGCAGAGAGAAAGUCUGGCGGUGGUGACUAG
Suillus discolor is the source of this 1017-nucleotide messenger RNA. RefSeq lists its product as uncharacterized. NCBI's taxonomy places the organism in Eukaryota, Fungi, Basidiomycota, Agaricomycetes, Boletales, Suillaceae. The record is from RefSeq and is a predicted model, not a curated record. Bases 1 to 1017 code for a protein of 338 amino acids. The transcript has 3 exons.